UAGUUUAUAAUAAUUUUUUUUUUAAAAAUGCGAUUUAAUUUUUGACUUAAACUGUGUGUUUGUUAUGACUGUGCGAACUAGACAAGUUUUUAGUACAAAAAUGGCUGCCUCUUUUCUGGUUCUCUGUCCAAAUGGAAGAAGACAAAACGUAAAAGUAAAUGCUAACACAAAAUUACUUCAGAUAUUAGAAGAAGUUUGUCAGAGGCAAGGCUUCAUACCACCAGAAGAAUACAAACUUGUACAUGGAAAACAAGAGCUUGAUCUGAGUUUGUCAGUAAGAUUUUCAAGUCUUUCAAAUAAUGCCAAAUUGGAGUUAAUCAAAGCACAUACAGUUAGGGUAGAAAAAGAAGUUACUAUAGCAUUGCAGCUGAGUUCAGGUGAAAGGCUGCAAGGUUCAUUCAAGCCAAAUGUUACAAUAUGGGAUAUGUUAAAGCAGCUUGAAACCAAAUUUGGUGAUUAUAAAGAUAUCCUGACUCAAAUAGACAACAGUAAAGUGCCUGCCCUUCAUCCUGUUUGCAUUUUUAUGAGAGAAGAGAUUAUUGGUAGUUUCGCUCUGCAAGCAGUUACAUUAAAAAAACUUGGAUUGACAGCAGGAAAAGCAAUUAUAAGGCUCCUUCAUAGACCAGUUGAAGAAACCACUUUACUUGAAAUAAAAGACAAUAUUGAAAAGGAGAGACUGAAGCAAGCUAAAUUAGAAGAAAUUGCAAUGAAAAAGAAUGAAAUUCAACUAAAGGAUGAAAUAGAAAAACUUAGAAAAACUCAUGGUUUUGCAGAAGAAUUAAUGGAAACUGAAGAGACUAAAGAAUCAGUCAAUUCUGCUGUUACAAUGUGGGCAGAAACAGAGGGCAACACAGUGAAUGCUACUGAAGAGCACCAAGAAGAAAGCCAUGUUGAUGAUAACACUAAAGAAGAGGAUAUUACCAAUGAUAACAGUGAUGCCCAUCACUCAACAUCUCAAGUCACACCACAAUCUCAGCUACUCUCCACCAGCUCUUCUCUAGAUUUAGCUCCUGCUGCAGAACAGAGCACAUCAUUAUUUUCUCAUUUCAAGUUUCCUGAAGCAACCAGAGGGAUGAAUUUAACUGGCAAUAAUUUCGAAAGUAAAAAACUUGAAAAUUUACAGCUGUGUGACAGACAAGUUAUUAUAUACCAUACUGAUGAAACAAUGCAAUCUAACAGCUCCUCUGAGAAUAUUCCAGAUGAUUUUUUCGAAGUAACAAAGUCAGAUAUUCAAAUUCUAUACAGAGAUUUACAGAAUGCUGUCCAACAACUUGAAGACCAGCCGUUAAUGACUAAAGCUAUGAAACAGGCCCAAACUGAAGCAUUAUAUGAUCAAUAUGAUCAUGUUGUGAUACGUAUUCAUUUUCCAGAAAAACUUACCCUACAGGGACUAUUUAAACCCAGAGAACCAGUUUCAGCUCUGUAUGAUUUUGUGAGUGAUCAUCUUCAAGUUAAGGACCUUAAUUUUUACCUGUACACAUCUCCACCAAAAGAGAUAAUUAAAGAUAAAAACACAUCAUUGGCUUCUAAUCAUCUAGCUCCAGCUGCAGUUAUUUACUUUGGAUCUAGUAACGCACAAG
Molecule: messenger RNA, 1580 nt
Organism: Physella acuta
Lineage: Eukaryota; Metazoa; Mollusca; Gastropoda; Physidae
Product: tether containing UBX domain for GLUT4
Biological process (GO): glucose homeostasis; intracellular protein transport
Cellular component (GO): cytoplasm; nucleus; vesicle membrane
Molecular function (GO): protein binding
Source: RefSeq, a predicted model, not a curated record